CCAAAUCGCUCUAACUAAAGCAAACUAUGAAGUCGCUUGGACCACACUUCUACAACGAUAUAACAACCCACGAAUUGUGUUCGCCAGCCACAUGAACAUGCUCUACAACUUACCGAAUCUUUCGAAAGAAAAAUCUGCUGACAUACGGUCUAUGGUUAGUACAGUCAACGUCUGCAUUGCCGCUUGCAAUACCGUCAAGGCGCCACUACAGGGAGGAGAUUUUUGGCUGACUCAUUAUCUAACAACCAAACUACCCAAAGACACUCACACAGCUUGGGAGCAUCAUCUGGGCAGCAAGAUUGACGUUCCUUCAUACAAAGAUCUGCAACAGUUCCUCAAUGAUCGACUUGUUACGUUAGACGCCAUUGAAAGCCGUAACGCGUGCAGCGGCAUGAAACAGUCAAAUGAAACUUCAGACGGUACUAAACGCGUGCGUGUGCACAGCGCCCACACCAGGUCGGGUGCUUCCGCGUCCGCUUGCUAUCAUUGUGGCAACUUACACAUACUUCGAAGAUGUCCGCAAUUUCUUUCAAUGGAUUGCUACCAACGGAAGGAAGUGGGCAGCAAGGCAAAAUUGUGUCUAAAUUGCCUGGGAAAAUCGCACACACAAGCAAGCUGCCCCAGCAAUAAGAAUUGUCUUCAUUGUGGUCAACGUCAUCACACGAUGUUACAUUUUCCAGUAACACAGCCAACGCUGAUACCCUCCUCGACAUCAUGCCAAAGUUCGACAGCCAGUUCAGAUGCCAAGCCGACUCUACAGUGCAUGUCAACUACAACUUCAUCUAUGACUCAUCGAAAGGUACUACUAGCAACAGCUCGGGUUGUACUCAGUAACACACAGACAGGAUGCCAGGCCACGGUAAACGCGCUUCUUGACCAAGGAUCGGAAGCAACUAUCAUUUCGGAGCAUGCUGUACAGUCUCUCCAGCUCUCCCGAAGCACCACUCGCACUUCAAUCACCGGAGUCGGUCAAGAUUCAGGACGACGCUGCAAAUUCAUCGUAAGUUGUUCGGUGCAAACAGCAACUAACCCAAAUUUCUCGUUAAAGGUCGACGAUGCUUAUGUUUUGAACACGUUGACAUCACACAUGCCAAGUCAAAGUUUUCCAGCAGGAAACUGGAGUCAUAUCCAUGGUCUCAUGCUCGCAGACCCCUAUUAUUAUAGAUCCAAGCGAAUCGAUAUCAUUUUUGGAGCCGACCUUAUGGCACAACUCUUGUUACCUGGAACUAAGAUUGGCUUGCCAAACGAACCCAUAGCGCAGAAUACUCAACUCGGAUGGGUUCUGUUAGGCAAUGUUGGCAACACGCAUAUUACACGCCACAUUCGAUGUAAUCAUGCCAUAAUAAACUCCGAAGAGCUGCUUAAGGUAUUUUGCGAGGUAGAAUCAGUUCCAGAACGCCCAAAGCUCUCCAAAGAAGAUCAAUGGUGCGAGUCUUUCUUUAAGCAGACCCAUCAACGUCAACCAGACGGCAGUUAUCAAGUCCGUUUGCCAUUCAAGAGGAACUUUGACCCCAGUAUGACGCUCGGAAAAUCUCAUCAGAUCGCCCUGAACAGAUAUCUUCAACUCGAAAGGCGCCUUCAAAGGGACCCAGACAAAUGGAUCAGAUACUGCAAAGGAAUUGAAGAAUAUUUUCAACUAGGUCAAAUCACGUUGGCAGAGACGAGCGAAAACUCAACCAUAACCACGGAUUCCUACGGUCAGCAUGUUGCAUCAUGCGUGCUACCACAUCAUGCAGUUUUCAAAGAAGAAAGCCUCACCACAAAACAACGUAUCGUUUUUGACGCAUCGGCCCGGACCUCAAAUGGCAGAUCGUUAAACGAUGUACUAUGUGUAGGUCCCACGCUGCAAAAUGAUCUGCCAGCCGUUCUCUUAAAUUGGAGACAAUAUCAGUUUGUUUUCACUGCCGAUAUACAACGAAUGUAUCGCUGUAUCAAUGUCCACCCUGAUGACACGCAGUACCAGAGGAUUUUAUGGCGGGCGGCGGAUGGAGUCAUCAAACAGCAUUGCUUAACUACCGUCACGUUUGGAACAGCGUCUGCACCUUAUACAGCUAUAAGAGUCAUCCAUCAAAUCGCUGAAGACACACAGACAAAAUAUCCUAUGGCAUCCAACGUUCUCAAAAAUGAGAUAUAUGUCGACGACAUUCUCUCAGGCGAUCAUUCACAAGAGGCAGCAAUACGGAAAAGUUUGCAAACUAUGCUAGCUUUAAAAUCCUCUGGCAUGGAGCUACGAAAAUGGGCUAGUAAUGACCAGGAUCUGAUGGCAACGAUACCUCUCGAGCAUCGAUGCAAGCAGACAUCCCUCAGUUGGGACAAUGCGGACACCAUCAAAACACUGGCAAAGAUUAUAUUGAAAGAAAUCACACUAGCGAAGCAAUAUCGCGAGGACGGAUCGAGUACAUCACUGGAUUGGGAUGAGCCAGUUCCCAACACCAUUGCCGUCAAAUGGCAACAAUUUCGACAGCAACUAAUGAAGGUUAACACGAUCAAAAUACCACGCAGCGUCAAAUUUACGCCACUAUUUAGUAGUGAGAUACAACUGCACACCUUUUGCGAUGGAUCCUCCAGUGCUUACGCAGCAGCAGUGUAUGCACGCACCCAACAGUCUGAUGGGACUUUCUAUACAACGCUCAUCGUCGCAAAAUCAAAAAUUUCGCCAACCAAGCCGUUAACAAUACCGCGCACUGAGCUAUGCGGUGCAGUAUUAGCUACCAAACUCACCAAAUGGGUGCUGGAGAAUAACCGAUGGACCAAUGCACACAUAUCUACCUUUUACUGGACCGAUGCUACCAUUGUUCUGCACUGGAUUAAAGGAGACAUUACUAGGUGGAAAACGUUUGUAGCCAACCGAGUGUCUUACAUUCUCGACCACACCUCAGCGGCUCAGUGGCACCACAUAGACACAUCGGAAAACCCAGCAGAUUGCGCAACCAGAGGCUUACCACCGAGCCAAAUACCUGAUAUUUGGUGGCAUGGCCCAUCCUGGCUAUGCAAACCACACAAUAUUUGGCCAAACACGCAAUCACAAUUGCUCAAUCCAGAAGAACGGGAUCUGGAGGCCAAAUCCAUAAAAAUUAGAGCCUUCACUACCUUGUCAGACACAAAGGAUUCUAUUAUUGACCGAUUCUCGUCGUAUACAAAACUGCUACGUGUCACGGCAUACAUGUUACGAUUCUGCCACAAUGCUCAUGCUCGAGCACAACGAAGUCACGGAUCACUCUCUCCUGACGAACUGGAUGAGGCCCUGUGCUGCAUAGCUCGCCUUGCACAAUCCGAUACAUUUCACGCCGACAUCCAAGCGCUUAAAAGGAACAAGCCGUUACCACCCCGUAGCACACUUUCAAAUCUUACACCGUUUCUUGACAACAAUAUCUUGAGGAUUCGUGGUCGUCUCAAGCAUUCAAAUCUCUCUUUUUCUCGAAAACAUCCAAUUAUAUUACCUCAUUGUCACCUAUUUACAGAUUUGGUAAUUCAACACUCUCAUCAGCUCACUCUACAUGGCGGCGCUCAAUUAACACUGGCUCACAUACGAUACAAAUUCUGGAUUCCCAGAGGCAGACAAGCAGUCAGGCGAAUCAUCCGGAAAUGCGUCACAUGUUUUAAGGUAGCUCCAGUCGUAGCGAAGCAAUUGAUGGGUGACUUGCCAUUACAUCGAGUCAACCCCCCAACUCGUCCGUUCAUUACAACAGGAGUUGACUACACCGGUGCGAUUGAACUUCAAGCCGCGCGUGUACGAGGAUCUACUACCUACAAAGGCUAUGUAGCCAUUUUUAUAUGCUUAGCAACCAAGGCUGUCCACUUGGAAGCCGUCACUGGACUUUCAACAGAGCACUUCCUGCAAGCAUUUACGCGAUUCACCGGACGUCGAGGACAAGUUCAACAUAUGUAUAGUGAUAACGGCACAAAUUUUGUUGGCGCGAGUACAUCGCUUAACCAGCCCAUCACUUGCAAGGCAGCCCUAAACGAAUCGACAUGUCAACAUGGGACAAGGUGGCAUUUCACACCUCCAUAUUCUCCCAAUUUGGCAUCUGGGAGGCAAACGUGAAAGCAAUGAAGCAUCAUCUUAAACGGAUCGUCGGCAGCCACAAGCAGACGUAUGAGGAGCUUACUACAGUUUUGAUCAGGAUUGAAGCAUGUUUGAACUCACGUCCACUUUGCCCGCUAACCGCCGACCCUGACGAUUUAGAAGUACUAACUCCAGCACAUUUCUUAAUUGGUGACGCACUACUGGCACCGCCACAAGGUCGGCCGAAUAAUAAGCCUUUGCGUGAACUAUUUCUCGCACAACAACACAUGACGCGACAAUUCUGGUCCCAAUGGUCUCGUGAUUGGUUAUCACACUUGCAAACUCGGCCAAAGUGGUGCCAAAUCAAAGAUAAUCUUAGCAUCAACGACUUAGUCAUUAUAAAGGAUGAUAAUCUACCACCAGCUAAAUGGACUAUAGGCCGAGUCGUCGAACUGCACCCUGGAUCGGACUCGCUAGUCAGAGUGGUUACAUUAAAGACGAAAUCUGGCAUUCAAAAGAGGUCAAUCACAAAGCUUUGUCCACUUCCGAUUUCAACAUAAUUAUGAUCAACACACGGAUCACGAAUAACAAGGAGCCUUCAUGCUGGACGACGCAUUGGCGGGCGGCAUGUACGGAUUAUGAGCGGAGUCACCCGGUGCUUCAGCUGUCAUAACAGCGGAUUAACAUUUUAUGUAUCGAUGCUAAUUGAACUGAACUGUAUUCUUUCUUUCCUUCUCUUGUAAUUUUGCGGUCAUAGCGAUCAGACGUGAUUUUUUGUAUAUGAAGAAAUAAAUGAAGUUAAAUAGUGUAUAUAUUGUUACAACGCAACAAUGCAUACUUUUCUUUCGUCUCACCGCAAAUCGGUGAUCGAGCACCCUCACCUUCAACUAACUCGAAACUUUUGCCCUCAGCGAACGACAGACCGCGUUCUUGCUCUCCCUCUCUGCCUGCUUCGGCUCACAAGUCGUGGAGCGAAGAGACCGCCUCUCCUACCCCGCUCCUCUCGCAGCGCCAAACGACCGUCCCGGGUAACUGUAACACUGCAAUAACGAGUGCAGUGACCUCACUGGCAACUGCCACAACAUCAACUUCGUCAGCGGCCCAACUAAUUAUCGCUGUGCCAGCUGUAAAUAAUUCAGCAGCACUGACCGUUUGCAACAA
This is a messenger RNA of Drosophila simulans, 5167 nucleotides long. RefSeq lists its product as uncharacterized. Gene Ontology annotation, biological process: proteolysis; DNA integration. NCBI's taxonomy places the organism in Eukaryota, Metazoa, Arthropoda, Insecta, Diptera, Drosophilidae. Gene Ontology annotation, molecular function: nucleic acid binding; aspartic-type endopeptidase activity. The coding region runs from base 92 to 4045 and encodes 1317 amino acids. The record is from RefSeq and is a predicted model, not a curated record. The transcript has 2 exons.